AUGGACUUAGACAGUCAACUUAGUCCGAAUCCAAGCAAUUCAGACACCAAUAACAACAGCAAUGAUGAGAAUGUCAUAAAUGUUGCCAUAGUGGGGACUGGCAUGGCCGGGCUGUGUGCUGCCUGGUUACUGUCCUCCACAGGUAGACAUAACGUUACAGUUUACGAUAAGAGUAUUGAAGCAGGACUUGGUUCACAUAGCAG
Sphaeroforma arctica JP610 is the source of this 203-nucleotide messenger RNA. RefSeq lists its product as hypothetical. The annotation marks the transcript as partial. The record is from RefSeq and is a predicted model, not a curated record. Lineage: Eukaryota; Ichthyosporea; Ichthyophonida. The transcript has a single exon.